UUGCCGCCGAAAGAAGGGCCCGGCGGCGGCGGCGGCGGCGGCGCGUCCGUUGCUUGUCGGUCUCCUUCCGCGGCCGAAAAGGAGGGAACUCCGCUGAGGGGAGGGCAAAGGCGGCCAUUUUGUUCGCCGCCUCUUUCUGGCUGCGGAAGCCAAGCAAGGGCUCGGGCCGAGAGAGCGGGCGAAGCGGCUCGGCAGCCGGGGAGGUCGGUCCGGCGUGCUCCCGCCUCGGCGCCCUUCCUCCUCCUCCUCCUCCUCCUCCUUGCCUUGAAGCGGGGCGAUGGCGGACAGCGACAAGCUCAACAUCGACAGCAUCAUUCAACGGCUGCUGGAGGCUACAACCAGCAAGCAGGAGCAGCUAAACUAACCAGAAAAGCUACCAAGGUUACGAAGAAAAAGCUUAUAGUUACAUCCCAUGUGGGACUCUUAUAACAAUCUUGGUUUGAAUCUAGCUGUGUCCAGACUUCUUAGAAGAGCAACAAACCAGAGUCUAGUGAGAGGGUCAAAGCCUGGCAAAAAUGUCCAGCUUCAAGAAAACGAAAUAAGAGGAUUGUGCUUGAAAUCUCGAGAGAUCUUUCUCAGUCAACCCAUUCUGUUGGAACUUGAAGCACCGCUUAAAAUAUGUGGUGACAUCCACGGACAAUAUUAUGACUUACUUCGACUCUUUGAAUAUGGCGGUUUUCCACCAGAAAGCAACUACCUGUUCCUUGGUGAUUAUGUUGACAGAGGGAAGCAGUCUUUGGAAACUAUUUGUCUUUUACUGGCCUACAAGAUAAAAUAUCCAGAGAAUUUUUUCCUCCUCAGAGGGAACCAUGAAUGUGCUAGCAUUAAUAGAAUUUAUGGCUUUUAUGAUGAAUGUAAAAGAAGAUAUAACAUCAAGCUGUGGAAAACCUUUACAGACUGCUUUAAUUGCUUACCAAUUGCAGCCAUUGUGGAUGAGAAAAUAUUUUGCUGCCAUGGAGGCUUAUCACCAGAUCUCCAAUCAAUGGAACAAAUUCGACGAAUUAUGCGGCCCACUGAUGUGCCCGAUCAAGGCCUUCUCUGUGAUUUGCUGUGGUCUGAUCCUGAUAAGGAUGUACUUGGAUGGGGUGAAAAUGACAGAGGAGUGUCUUUCACAUUUGGAGCUGAAGUAGUUGCAAAGUUCCUUCAUAAACAUGAUUUGGAUCUUAUAUGCAGAGCUCAUCAGGUGGUCGAAGAUGGAUAUGAGUUCUUUGCAAAAAGGCAACUGGUAACUCUGUUUUCUGCCCCAAAUUACUGUGGGGAGUUUGACAAUGCAGGCGCCAUGAUGAGCGUGGAUGAGACUUUAAUGUGUUCCUUUCAGAUCUUGAAGCCUGCUGAGAAAAAGAAGCCCAAUGCUAGCCGACCUGUAACACCACCCAGGGGUAUGAUCACAAAACAAGCAAAGAAAUAAUCGCUGUUGGCCCUGCCUAGUUGGGACUUGUACUAUAGUAUAUAAUCUCAAUUUUUUUAAAGAAAUGGUAACAUGUAUUGGUCAGCUUGCUAAGACUAGAUUUAAUGUGUUUGUGGUUUUUCUGUUCACUUUGAUGGAAGGCAUUUGCUGGUUGUAACAGCAAAUGAGACGUUUUCCCUUUUCAAGAAGAGUUUUAAAAAAAUCUGUAUUUGUUUGGAGAGAGUUAGAGAGAAGCUUUUCCUUUUUGAUGUUCCAGCUGUAUACUUCACAGCAACUUCUCCUGUCAUUCUGGGUACCUGUACAAUUGACUCCUUGAUCCUGUACAGACCGGGUGGUGUGCGAUGCCUACUUUUCUUUUAGGACCUAAAGAGGCACUAGUGUGUUACAAGGCUAGGAAACUUAUUGCUGUCAGAUUACAUAUUGUUUAUAGAAACCACUGUGAACGUCUUUAGUUUUCUUUUUAGUUUUUUGUUUUAUUUCAAAGGGAUUGCUUUUUUUCUUGUCUUGUACACAGGUUAUGUUGUCAACCUUUUUAAAUCACCCUCAACCUUUUGCCAGCCUCACUGGUAUGAUGUAUAUUUUAUUGGGAGCACCCUUUUCCUCCCAUAUACUUUAAAAUGAAAAUUAAAGCAAUUAUUUUAAAGG
Sceloporus undulatus (fence lizard) is the source of this 2053-nucleotide messenger RNA. It is a transcript of the gene PPP1CC, whose product is annotated as protein phosphatase 1 catalytic subunit gamma. Gene Ontology annotation, molecular function: protein serine/threonine phosphatase activity. The coding region runs from base 413 to 1408 and encodes 331 amino acids. NCBI's taxonomy places the organism in Eukaryota, Metazoa, Chordata, Lepidosauria, Squamata, Phrynosomatidae. The record is from RefSeq and is a predicted model, not a curated record. The transcript has 8 exons. Gene Ontology annotation, cellular component: nucleus; cytoplasm.